Molecule: messenger RNA, 252 nt
Organism: Adineta steineri
Lineage: Eukaryota; Metazoa; Rotifera; Eurotatoria; Adinetida; Adinetidae
Source: the annotation of a GenBank genome assembly
AUGCCAAACGUGAAACUUGUUGAAAUAAGUGGAAUGUUAAAUGAAGAUUAUUGUUACGAUGGAGAAAAAUUAAAACAUCUACUCUCAAGUAUAAAGACGGUGACCAUCAACAAACUCGAGUAUCAAACGAAACAAUCUAUGAGCACAUUUCGAUUUGUAAAUGACGAGUAUUGGUAUAAUGUUAAAUAUGAAAAAGUCGAUAAGCAUGGCUGGUUGACUCUAUCAGCUAUGGGAGGAAGUUGUCGUAAUUAG